Molecule: messenger RNA, 8111 nt
Organism: Cricetulus griseus (Chinese hamster)
Lineage: Eukaryota; Metazoa; Chordata; Mammalia; Rodentia; Cricetidae
Source: RefSeq, a predicted model, not a curated record
AUGGAAGAGGGUAAUGCCCUAUACUUCAAAUCUGCCAGGAACGUGACAGUGAACAUUCUCAAUGACCAGACAAAAGUGCUGACGCGGCUGGUGACAGGUCCGAAAGCUGUGGAAGCAUAUGGCAAAAAGUUUGAAGUAAAAACUGUUUCUGGAAAAUUGCUCUUUUCUGCGGAUGACAGUGAAGUGGUCGUGGGAGCCGAGAGAUUGCGAGUCUUAGGAGCUGAAGGCACAGUCUUUCCCAAAUCCAUAGAAACACCUAAUGUCAGAGCAGACCCCUUCAAGGAACUAAGGUUGGAGUCCCCAACCCGAUCUCUAGUGAUGGAAGCCCCGAAAGGGGUAGAAAUAAAUGCAGAAGCCGGCAAUAUGGAAGCCACCUGCAGAAGUGAGCUGAGACUGGAGUCCAAGGAUGGGGAGAUUAAGUUAGAUGCUGCAAAAAUCAAACUACCUAGACUGCCUCGUGGAUCCUACACACCCACAGGAACGAGGCAGAAGGUCUUCGAGGUCUGCGUCUGUGCCAAUGGGAGGUUAUUCCUCUCCCAGGCAGGAACUGGUUCCACUUGUCAGAUAAACACAAGUGUCUGCCUUUGAAGGACUAUCCACAGUGGACAAUUGUUGGCAGCAUCGAGGCCCUUUUUGGCUUGAGACACUGGCUGCCAGUUAUUUUUACUAGAACACAGAAAGCCUAUCAAAGACCUUGUGUGUUUGUGUGUGUGUAUGAGUAUGUGUAUGAGUGGGUUGUGUGUAUGAGUGGGUAUAAAUAUAUAUAAAUAUAUAUAAAUAAAUAUAUAUAUAUCCUCUGUAUAAAAUGAGGUUUCAGUACAAAAGGAACCAUGGGUGACCCUGUGACAUCAUUCAUUGUCAUUUUUCCACCCCAUCACCACCACCCACAUGACAGAAUCUAAGCACUGGCUCAGCAUUCCCCGGGCAAUUUCAAAUCACACAAUGAAUUGAGCACUUACAGAAUAUCCAUUGAUAUUUUCAAGUAAUCCCCUAGCUUCUCUCUUAGAGUCGUCAGAGGCAAUGAUGGCGGGAAUCUUUGGGUCACUCUCAAGCAAUGAUAUAUUAGUAUAAAAGAUAAGCAUUUAAUCCAUAUGUAAUCACAACAUCAGGCAAGUUGUGGUAAUGGAGGCCAGCCUGGGUUACAUAGUGAAACUGUCUUAAAAACAUAGACAUUUGAUCCCCUACAGUUUCCCUUUCUUAGCUUCAGUCAAGCUGGUCAAGUUCUCCUCUUCAAGGUAAAGAUAGGGUAUACCCAUAGAAAUAAGUCACAAGAAAUCAAAAUAGCCACCCUACCUUUGUAGAUCAACAUACUAGGAGUUGUGUGGCUAAAUGAAUAGGGGCAGGGAGGUUGAAUUCUGAAAGAAUGUAAGUCACUCACGUAACUUCUACUUCCUUUAAACUCGCAUAUUGUCCCACAAUCAAUGAGUAAGUGCUUUGAAUCAGCAUAGAAGAGGAUACCAGCUCUUCCACCAUGGGCUAGAAGCCAUUCAGUGGCCUGACAGACAAAGAUACAUGGCUGAGACAUCUCAUUUAAGGGAAAAACUGUCUCCCAAGCUUUUAGAGUCUCACUUUUGACUCUAUCCAACAGACUCAAAAUCACUAAAUCAAUCUGAAUCUCCAAGAGUGAGCCCCAGAUCCCAAGAGAAGUUACUUUAAGAUGGAAAUCUAAGAGUACCAUAGGGAAGCUAACUAAUUUUCACAAGUUUCCUGAAAUGGAUGGGCCAUUUAGAGACAUGUCAGGUUUUCAAGGGCUUGCACAAUCUCUCUUGCUUUGCUCUUAUAUAUUUUGUCAGUGCUGGGGUAUUCAUAUUCCCGAACUCACUGUUGUGUUUUUAGGAAUCACAGACCUAAGACACUACAUGCUGCCAGAAUUAUUCAUGACAAUAUAGACAAAGUCAUGUGUCCUCAUCAGAAUCACUGUGUCCCCUGGGCUCAGCAGCACCCAACCCCCACAUACAGAAAUAGUCUCUUAAUUCCCGCCAUCAGCUACCUCUUAUCACCCCACCUUCAUUGCCAUGCCCCAGGGUCACCCUGGCCAGCUCUUGUGCUGGGACAGGGGAUUAUACCAUCUCUGUUCAAAGAGGGGGAAAUGUGCCUAUGCCUUAAGCCAAUGCACUCAGCAAGGAGAAGCACAUCCUAUUUAUCUUGUUACCUGUAGUUUAUUUUGGGUGGUUGGAGGGAAAUGGUUUAGACAUGACUGGGCAUCAGAAACUGGUAGACAAACCAAGUGAUUUCCACAUUUGGACUCUGAGGAGCCCAGAAUGGAGGUAUAACUGGCUUAGAUCAUCCUUGAUGCUACUAGGCAAAGCAGCAGCCCUACAAUCUUGAAUGAAGUUGUAUUUGUAGGCCUGAGUGGCCCUUAUUUCUGUUUUUGUUCUCCACAGGGUUCUAAUUUUUUUUCUUACUCCACAAGCUGAACAGUUUAUUAUAGGAAACAAAAAAAGAGAUUUGCUAUUUCUGAUAUGACACUCAAGCAACAGGCUGAGGUUUGCACAUAUGGAAUGUACUCCUUGGUUGCUUGUUGCCACAACACAGGGACUCUUAACCUGACUCAUGACUUGGACUUCUGGCUUCCAGGCCAGGCCUGGAUUCCCUCACCCUCUCUGUCUAUCUUAUGCAGAGGCACUGGGUGGGUCCAUCUUAGGGAAGAAGCUUAAAAUUGCUCCAUUUGCAGCAUGGAAUUUACAAAGAUAUCCUAUACAAGGUUCCAGGGUACUGAACCUCUUAUAGGCCCUUUUGUAUCACACACAGGUAUUAUUUUCAAGUCACAAAAAAAUGCCCUUCUUAGCUUUUAGAAGCCCCUACCCCAUAUCCUUCAGAUACACAAUAACUCUGAAUUCCCUUGUGGCUAAGUAUAUAAAGAAGACAGGGUUGUUUGGGAGUGGGUGGAGGGAGUGUCUCAUCUCAUUUAAGCAGACAAACUGCCAUUACAUUUAACCGUCUCAGAUCCAUUGUCUAUCAAUAAGGAGAAAAACAAAGUUUCCUGCAUCUCUUCUGAUUUUAUUUCCAAUUGUGGCAUAAAAGUCAUACUCCUUGGGAAUUUUAUGACAAUUAAAAAAACAUGGCCACACAUGCAAAAAUGAAUCCUAUAACAAGCAAAUCACACAGACACACAAUAAAAUUAAUAGCAGUUGGGGAUAUAAAUGGAGAAAUCUCUGGAGGAAUACAUGAUACAAAAUUCUGAUUAAUUCUGGUUUUCGAUUUUGUUAAAGGACAUCAGGUAAUAAAUACAGAGGAUCUCUGGCCUGAGAAGAUUACAUAUUUCAGUUCAGACUAAAAACUGGUGAAAUGCAUCCCUAGUUGUCAAGGAAUUCCCCCAUCUACCCACCCAAUGCUCUUCAACAAGAAAUAUUUCUCCAUAGUCAUGAGAGACACUUUCACAGAUUUCUGUAGAGGGGAUCAGCAUUUAUAUUAAUGUCUUUUGACCCUUACAUUUUGAAAAUGAGAAUCUUUCUAUAUAGUAUCUUCUAGACAAUCACACCCCUGUGUCUCUUAAGCAGCUGGUGGAACAACAGUAUUCAAAUGAUUCUCCAUCCUCCUAGAACUUCUGGUAUGCUAAUGUUUUUCAGAAAACAUUUUACAUAUCAAAAUGUGAUCUCCAGAUACAUUUAUCAUUUAGUUCUGUUCAGCAUGUCUGUUUGGCAAAUCCUCAGAGUUUCAUUUGGAGGGACUGCCUUAAGAUGACAUAGGUUUUGAAGAGCUCCGGUGGCAUCUAUCUAGGUAGAAACUUAGUGUGUGGUUUCAUAUUUGUUACAUGACUAAGGGACAGCACUUACAGACUAAAACUGGUUUUUAACUUCCUUCAGGCCAUUCUCUCUCUAGACAAAUAGCACUGCGCAUCCAUCCACAAACCAUAGACCAAAGAUUACUUGAGGGUUGACCCUAAAAAGGGCCAAUAAACUAGCAACUGGAGACCAAGCCUGAGUCCAAAACCACAGCCAUUUACAUGUCCUAUGAGCCAUGUCACCCUUUACCUCCACCAUUGACUGCAUGGCCAGCAACACAACAUUAUGGUUAUGCAGCCAUUUAUAGAAAACAUUUGCUGACCCCUGAGCUAUAGGUCACUUGUAGAAUGUGUUAGGCAUAGUGGAACAGAAGGCAGAUUUCUCAGGAACAAGGAGUAACCUGUGUUAUCGUGGGACAAUGGGGAUAUAAAACUUGGCUGAGAUUUGAAGAAGGACAUAGCUAAGAGAGAAGUCAGCUCAGAGGACUUGGGCUAACUGAGAAACUGGAAUGGAAAGAAGCUUGAGAAUAAGGAAGCUGUGUUCCUCUCACUCUUUGCAGGAGGGCUUUCAUAGGUGUUUCUCAGGUCAGUGAUGCUUGACCAGAAGUGAGCCAACUAGUGUGAUCUUGAUUCACAGUCUUUUCCCUAAAAAUAUUUAGUCUAUCUACACCCACCAAGACUGCAUCUUCCCAUGUGCCAGAGAGACUUCCACACCUAGGUCCUCCAGAGAAUACUCUUGACCUUAUGUGAGCUCUGUUACUCAUAUGUCCAAGGUAGCCACUGUUCUUAUAGCCCCAGAAUAAUUGGAAGGAUGCAAAACAAUAACAUUUUUUGUAUAUGUAGGAAUAAACAGUGAAAUAUUUUCCAUGGAGCCAUUUCUAGAAAUGUCCAGAUAAAUGACAGUUUACUUUUGCUCUUUGGAAUCUGAGUCUUUUCUUUGCUCCUUUGGAGUGGGGGACAUGUUUUGUAUUCAUGUACCUCUGCUUCUGUGUGUUAAGACCAGUUGCUAUAGUAGAUCUUCCCCUUUGCUAAUAGUGAUGUUGUACUUGCUGUUCUUAACUCACCAUCAUUAUAAAUGAAGCUUUGUGGGUGUGAGUAUUUACCUUAGAGAAUGUCUACCAUUUUGGGUCCUUAAUCUACAUCACUACAGAAAAGCCCUCUGCCUUCCACAUGAAUAUAUCUGAAGGACCAAGUUGGCAGACCAAUGAGAGUACCCUGGUUUUAUUUAUUUUGAACAAAAGACAGCAUUAAUGUUUGGGGCCAAGGGGUUGAACUGACCCAUUUUUAAGUACCUGAUCCUUUAUUAACGAUCAAUAAAAGAUGAAAAUGUCAUUUAUGUAAGUUGUAAGACAAAACCAGACCUGCCUCCCACACUACACACCUUAGGAAGUCUUAAGUACAAAGAUGAUAAAGAAUCAGUUCCUUGAAUGAUACAUUUUGCAUGGAGCACCAGUAGCAGGCAGGUUGCGGGACAGUUCUAAUGAAAGAAACAACCUUAGAAAACAGGCCUUUUAUCUCAAAGAUAAAAUGUCUCUCUUGCAGUUUUUCAUCAUUUUCCUUGGAGGAAGGCUUCCCUAGUUCCAACAUAUUUCCAUUAAAAUAGCCGAAGCUUACUGCACCAGGAUGUCAGAUGUAUCUCUUUGUCUGUGGUAAUCGGAAUUUUAAAUUGUACAGUUGCUUCUGAAUUUCCCAUUCACAAAACCAAACCACUGAUCAGUGAUAAAGCAGCCCCAAGCCUGCUGCUCCAGGCAGCACAAUGCACCAUAGGCAUUAGCACUUUCUAAAGCAAUGUGAUUUCUCUGAGUCUUAAAAGCUUUCUUCAUAAUGGAGUCCUUGAAACUUGUCAAGGUAGGUCUGAAUGGCAAAGGGAAAAUAAUUACCCAAGGGAGGUCCUCUUUCUGAGUAUAGUUGGAGCACAAGAAACUCUCCUGGGGGCACCCAGGCUCACAAAGGUUAUUUGGCCCCACCCUCCCCCAUCUUGCUUUUGUGGAAAUGCACAGAGUAAGACAUCAUUAUAUUCCUUUGAGGAAGAGAGAAUGCCAUGGGGAUUUGAUGCAGUAGGGAGGGUUAUGUCACAACCCAUUAAUGAUGCCAACAGGCCCAUCCAUAAAGAGUUGCAAGUAUAUAGCAACAGCAAUGCCAACUGCUGCCCCUUAACUUAAACCCAGCAACAGGCAGAAUCAGGACACCCUUGGGGCUACAAAUGGGAGUAGAUCAAAGGAACCGUUGCCACAGGCAAGAAGUAGCUUUAGAGUCCCAAUCUACCUGUCCUACUAGGAAGCCAGAGAUCUCAGCCAAAAGCCACACUCGUUGCCAUCCUCACUGGCAAGUAUGUGGCUUUUGCUUCCUCAGUAAAUACAACAAACUUGAAGCUGCCCUUGCUGGGAAAACCAGAAAGAAAACUCAUGUUUAAGAUAAAAAAAAAAUCUUCCCCACAUACCCAGAAUGUCUUCAAAGCCAACUUUUAUCUAGGGCUUCUUUCACUGGAAGCAGAGAUAGGUCAGAUUUCAUAAAGGAAAAGACUCCAUCCCGGCUGAGAGUGGUAAAACAAUGGGUUGUCUGAGUACUGAAAGAUGGCAUUGGUCAACAGGGAAGACAUAGGUGUUCAAUAUUCACAUUAACCUGAGUCAGGAGAUUCUAUGAUCUUGAGGGCCAGGGUUAUUUGCUUUCUGAACAGGGAGCGAAAAAGCUAUAAAAUUUCGCCAUAAAAAGAGCCAUGUCCUCAAAACUCAUGCAUAAACAAGAGGUUUUCUUGGAUCCACAGCCUACCCUAAGAUAUGAAAAGAACUAGACUCUACUUUCCAAUCGUUACUAGAAUUGUGUGUUAAUAUUCAUUGACCUCUGCACUGGGCACCAUGCUCAAUGCUUUAUCUGCAUCCAUUUAUUUCUUCCUCAGAACAGUGCUUUGGAGUUGAGCUCCCAACAAGGUUCCAGUUUAUCGAUAUGGAAAUUGGGACUUGCAGAGACUAAGAAACUUACUCAAACUCAGUAUCUAUAAAACGACCAGCCCAGAGUGUGGGCAGUUCCCUGGGCUCAUCCCUGGGCAGUUCACUAACAUUUGAAUUAGUUUUCAAGUUGGUGGGGAGUGUGCCCCUCCUAGGUUUUAGAUUAGACCUUCUAGAAAAAUGAGGCUACAGAACUUUCACAUCUUUGUUUUCUGUAGUUUCUUCUCAGGGUUCCAUACAAUAGUAAAGUGUGGAUAUGUGGAGUGGAGAUAUAGAAGGCCUGACUGAAUUACAGAAUCUAGAACAACAGCAACAAAACCAACCAACUGUUUUGUUCUGGGUAUGAUUCUUAAUUUAGACUCCUAGUCCUUAUGACUGGAAGAUAUCUCAGCUGUCAGCCUCAUAUGUAGGAGAAAAUUUGAAUGCUUGGUAAUGCAUUUGUAUGGAUGAACAAUGCUGUGUUCCCACUAUAUAUUAUUUCCUUCUUCUACACCUCCUUCCAAAAAUCAACUGUCGUAUUUUAUGUGAGAUCUUUGACACUAUUAGGCUUUCUUCUCUCCCUUUACUUCUAGUGAAAUAAAAUCAUCAAAUAAAUCGGGGCUCAAUCUCUAUCACUGAGAAUCACCUAGGACUCAAUUAACCUUAAGCAUUCAACACCACCUGGAGCAAGCCACUAUGACUCUGUAGUGGCUUAGUCCCCAACCCUUAUCAACUAUCACUAAAGGGCCAUAUCCCUCCCAAGGUGCAGAAUUCUUCACAAUAGAGCUUUUAGGCCAUCACCACCAAUUCUCCUGAGUUGGAAAUGAGAGCCAUUCUAUACCUUAACCAGGGCAUCUCUUUUAUAUUGGUGUCCCACACUCAGCCCUAAGCCUAUAGGAAUUUCAACUAAAAAUCAGGACUGAGAACAAUCUACAGCUCAUUAUAACUGGGUAACUUGGAAUGUUGGCACCUUAUGAAUGCAGAAUUGGAAUUUGGUUCAUAAGAGUGAAUAGACAAGAUCUUUUUUGAAAAACUGACUCAGCCAAUGUCUGUCUGAACAGAUUACACCCUACUAUACCCUUGUGAAAGUCUUGCUGUCAGCCUGACCCUCCCAGAGCUUAGAGAUGCUAUGAGAUGGGUCCCUUGUGCUCCUAUGUGCAUCCUUCUCAUGGCAGUGGAGGGUCUGGAUACACUUAAAUUCAUCCCCAGAGCUACAGCUUGUGUGGUUCCACCUCUCAUACAACCUUAGAAAGGAAUCCACUAGAACUAUUAAAGACCCUCCAGUUGGGUCAGUCAGGGAUUUCCCUUCCAAUGGUGUUAAUUUCCAAAUGGCAAAUCAUGUAUGGGCACCUUUGACACAUCUUAUGUCAUCAUCCUCACAAGAGCUCUGGAAAAGAUUGGAAGUUGUAUCAAAGUAAAGGGAACUUAUUGGAUACAUAUACUAGAGUAACACAAAAGCAAUU